AUGGACCAUCACAAGCCUUUGAAGCUCCGGGUGGCUAUCAUAGGAGGUGGAAUCGCCGGUCUUGCAGCCGCUGGAUUUCUUCGAAAAUACCCCCAGUAUAUCGUCACUGUCUACGAGCUCCGGGGUGAAGAUUGGCAGGAGUCCUCUGCAGCGCUCGGACUUCAAACCAAUGGCACAUCCAUUGUCGAACAACUAGGUAUUACUAGAAAGGAAGUUCGCGGAGACACGGGUAUCGGUCAUCGGACUUAUAAUAUUCAUGAGGAGCUGAUGAGCACAGGCCGAGUUUCCUUCCGCCCGGAUGGAGAGACCGGGUUUUGGUUUGUGCAUCGACAGGAUUUGAAAGAUUCCCUGUUGCGACGAGUGACUAGUGUGGAUGGGGACGGUGAACCAAUUCAUGUGGUCUAUGACAGUCAUAUUGUCGAAAUUAACCCUGAGCUUGGGAUUUUGAAGUUCGCCGAUGGCCCAUCUAUCGAGGCCGAUCUGAUAAUCGAUGUUCAACAAUCAAGUGUGAGGAGAAGUAACACACCCUCCUCCACGGGCGCCGAUGGUAUUCAUUCCAAGGUCCGCGAGUUCGUCAUUCCGGCCUCGCAUCCAGAGCCGGCUUUGUGUGGUCUCUGUGUAUACCGCUUCGUCGUACCCAUGGAUGUUCUCCGAGAUGGCGAUGGAAAACUGCCAGAUGUAUUGACUCUUGACGAAGGUAGCUUUGUGGUCAUCAUUGCUGCCGGUGACAAGGGCAAUCGAAACAUAGUAAUUUAUCCAUGUCGCGAGCUUGAGCUCAUGAACUUCGUCUGCGGUGUCCCAGAUACGAGCCCUCGGGUCUUGGCUCAGCUCAAAUCCACAGGCAGUCAUGAAAGCCUCCUCCAAGCCAGCCGUACCACCCUUAUCGAACCCUUUCCAAUACUUGACCAGGAGCCUCUACCCACAUACGUCAAGGGCCGUACCGUGCUGGUUGGUGAUGCUGCGCAUGCCAUGGCUCCAUACCAGGCACAGGCAACUAAUCAGGCCUUUGAAGAUGUGGAAGGUCUAAAUGUGGUACUUGUCGAUGCUUUUACUCGUCAUAGUAUCCCAGGUCUUCUAGAGACAUGGGAUAAUAUUCGUCGACCACAUGCCUCAAUAGUUCAGAGGGACUCUCGUGAUUCUCAAGCUAAGCUUUCGACAACGGAAUCGAGCGAUGCAUUCUUGGGAUUCAAACCGUACAUGCCUAUGAAUGAGAUACUUGGGCGUCUUUCCGUAUGA
Messenger RNA from Penicillium verhagenii, 1236 nucleotides. Its product is annotated as FAD-dependent oxidoreductase. Bases 1 to 1236 code for a protein of 411 amino acids. Lineage: Eukaryota; Fungi; Ascomycota; Eurotiomycetes; Eurotiales; Aspergillaceae. The transcript has 3 exons. The record is from RefSeq and is a predicted model, not a curated record. Gene Ontology annotation, molecular function: monooxygenase activity; FAD binding.